AUGGGAUGUAAGGCGUAUGGAAUUUAUUCCCACGCCUUCAAUCAGCACGGCUUGAUUGCAGUUUUGUCUGACAAUCAGGGUUGUCCAUUAGGCAAAUACCUUGAAUCUAUCAAGGGGAAGCGCGAUUACUUAGCAAUUACCAAUCAUCCCCGAGCUUCUCAUGGUCGGCCGAGGCGCGGUGACGCGAAAUCAUGUGGAGCACUGUCUUGGUGGUACGCUAGGCUGUUUCUAGUGACGGAUAGUGCAGGCGGUCGGGGUCUAUUCGAGACCUGUGACUCUUGGGUCUUGUUACUCUUGGGAAAACUAGUUAUAGCGCCGCAUAAUGAAGGCACGAACAUUGAAUGGCUUUCGCACGAGGGCAAAGAGAAGAGUCAGCUCCGAGAUUCCCAGCUGAUCUUUGUUCAAGAGAAACGCAUCGCAUCAUUAGAUCGCAUACCAUCCCAAAACUCCCAAUCGGACAUGAGCUCAUUCCUUCAAAGCUCGAAAAUCUCCUGCCUUCCCGACCUCUUCACCUUAUCAACCCAACCCAGUCAAAUUCCUUCGCUUAAACAUACCCGAAAUAGAUUGAAGGAACGAUAA
This is a messenger RNA of Lindgomyces ingoldianus, 579 nucleotides long. RefSeq lists its product as uncharacterized. Lineage: Eukaryota; Fungi; Ascomycota; Dothideomycetes; Pleosporales; Lindgomycetaceae. The transcript is spliced from 7 exons. The record is from RefSeq and is a predicted model, not a curated record. Bases 1 to 579 code for a protein of 192 amino acids.